CCACCUCCUCCUUCCCCCCCCCUCUCCUUCCGCCUCUCCCUGUCGCUCCGCCCCUCCCCCCGCCCUCCAGCCCUGCCGCUGCCGCGGCGCGAUUCUCCUUCCUCCCUCCGCGCGCGCAGGCACGUCGCGAGCAUGGGCGGCGAGGGCCUCUACAUCUGCAAGGAGGUCCUCGCCGCCGCGGGCGUGGAGGAGAGCAGCCACACAGCCGGGGGGGCGUGCUACGUCAGCGGGCUGUGCCCGGAUAACGCCAGCGUGUGCUCCACUGCCGUGCCGCCCCGCCAGCAGAGCUGCAGCUCCUACCAGGCCACCACCCUGGGCAGCGGGUCCAGCACCGAGAUGACGCGGAACCGCGGCCUGGACGAGUGGCAGCACGGGCUGCCCAGCGCCUCCGGCUCCGAGUGGCGGAGCCUCGCGCCGACGCCCGCCGCCGCCGUGCGAGAGGAGGCUGGCGAGGCCCAGGCGGCCGCGGAGGCGGUCCUGGCGCUGGGGUCGUCGGAGAGCUCCGGCCUCCAGCGGGAGUCGUGGCAGAUGCGUCUGUCGGUCGGGAGCGAGGCCGUGGCCCACUGCGACCGCCUCCCCCCUGCGCCUCCUUUCGGCCGCAGCGGCAUUCUCGGUCUCCUCUGCCCCUCCCUCCCUUCGGAAAAGCAAAGGUGGC
This is a messenger RNA of Prorocentrum cordatum, 655 nucleotides long. Lineage: Eukaryota; Dinophyceae; Prorocentrales; Prorocentraceae. The record is from the annotation of a GenBank genome assembly.